Messenger RNA from Neltuma alba, 1883 nucleotides. Its product is annotated as histone-lysine N-methyltransferase ASHR1. The transcript has 14 exons. Gene Ontology annotation, cellular component: nucleus. The record is from RefSeq and is a predicted model, not a curated record. Lineage: Eukaryota; Viridiplantae; Streptophyta; Magnoliopsida; Fabales; Fabaceae. Bases 90 to 1556 code for a protein of 488 amino acids. Gene Ontology annotation, molecular function: protein binding.
GAAGGCUGCAAGGACCGUCGAUGAUCAGAAUUCACUAUUGCAACUGUUUGGACUUUGGAGCAGCGCCUUGUAGAGCUGAACAAACGUGAAUGCGAGAGACACCAGCAAUGGAGGAUUUGCAGAGUGCUCUAAAGGAUCGUAAUUUAACGGUUUCCACCGUGGCAGAUAAGGGUCGCUGCCUCUUGGCUACGAGAGAUUUUUACCCAGGAGACGUGAUUAUAAGCCAAGAGCCUUAUGUGUGUGCGCCAAAUAAUUCUUCAGCCGAAACAAGGUGUGAUGGAUGUUUCGCGACAAGUAAACUUAAAAAGUGCUCUGGUUGUCAAGUUGUAUGGUAUUGUGGAAGUACAUGCCAGAGGGCAGAGUGGAAGUUGCAUCGUCUUGAAUGUGAAGUUCUCUCAAGGCUGGAAAAGGACAAGAGAAAAUUUGUCACACCAUCCAUUCGACUGAUGGUAAAACUUUAUCUUCGAAGGAAGUUGCAAAGUGAAAAGGUUAUCCCAAGCACUGCUACAGACAACUAUAGCUUGGUGGAGGCAUUAGUGGCACACAUGUCUGACAUCAAUGAGGGACAGCUGGUUCUGUACGCGCAGAUGGCUAAUCUUGUAAACUUAAUAUUACAGUGGCCUGAAAUCAACAUAAAAGAGAUUGCGGAAAAUUUUUCCAGGUUUGCAUGUAAUGCGCAUACCAUUUGCGACAGUGAACUGAGACCCUUGGGGACAGGAUUGUAUCCUGUAAUUUCCAUAAUCAACCACAGUUGCUUGCCCAAUUCAGUGUUGGUUUUUGAGGGAAGGUCAGCUGUAGUACGUGCUGUGCAACAUAUACCCAAAGGUUCGGAGGUGCUGAUAAGUUACAUAGAGACUGCUGGGAGCACUAUGACUCGGCAGAAGGCUCUCAAAGAGCAGUACCUGUUCACUUGCACCUGUCCCCGCUGUGCUAGAAUGGGACAAUCUGAUGAUAUUCGAGAAAGCGCAAUUUUGGAAGGAUACAGAUGCAAGAAUGAAAAAUGCUAUGGUUUCUUGAUGCGUACUAAUGAUGGAAGAGGAUUCCAAUGCCAAGAAUGUGGACUAGUCAGGGACAUGGAAGAGAUAAAGUUGAUUGCAACGGAAGUAAAAUCACUAACUGAAGAUAAAGCUUCUAAACUUGAUCCAACUGGCAAUUAUCAGGAUGCUGUUGCUGCAUACAAAAUAAUUGAGAAAUUGCAAUCAGAAUUAUGCCAUCCCUUUUCAAUCAGCUUGAUGCAAACUCGAGAAAAGCUUUUGAAGUUAUUGAUGGAGGUGGAACAUUGGAGAGAAGCUCUGGCAUACUGCAAAUUGACCUUACCAGUCUAUCAAAGAGUUUAUCCAGCAGUUCAUCCAUUGCUUGGUUUGCAAUAUUAUACUUGUGGAAAGCUUGAAUGGUAUAUGGGGGACACGGAGGGUGCUGUUAAAUCGCUGACCAAGGCAGUGGAUGUUCUAAGAAUCACUCAUGGGACAAAUACACCUUUCAUGAAGGAACUCUUGAUGAAGUUGGAAGAAGCCCGUGCGGAAGCCUCUUACCAACAGUCCUCCAAAGACAAGUAGCAGAAUAUAAUAAUUAUUUCUUUUUUCUUAUUGUAUUAUUUACUUGUUAUUGAAUUUUUUUUAAUGUUCAAGUACUUAUAUUUUCUUCAUCUAAAUAAAACAUGCAAAUUAGAUGAGUCUGCGCUUGGUCCGUGCAUUUGGAGUGUAAGAGGUUUCGAAGUGUGUCAUCUGGGCCAUGUCAUCAAGGAGAGCAAGUUUCUCUCGGGUCUGUAUUCACUUGCUUCUUUAAAGCCCUUUUCAGUAUGUGCAACCUUACAUUGAAUUUUCUAUUCUUUUGUUAAGGCUCAGAUUCGGUCAUAAUAUUUAACAUAUAUCUUUUUAUCUUUA